AGUCUCACAGUGUUAUACAGUAAUAUUUACUGAUGACGUUUCGAGCACAAACUAUUGCUCAUAAUCAUAUCAAGUUACUCACACAACUUCUUUCCUCCAUUUAUAUACAUGUGUGGAAUCGACUAGAUAUUGGAUUAAAAUUCAAUAUGAGAUAAUGUACAUUCAGAAAUAAUAGUACGAGUGUUAUUAAUCCAUUGCAAUUAAAUGGGAAAUACGACGAGUGUUUUUAUAAUUAUAAUAAGUUGAUUGUUAGAAUGUGUUUGAAUGGAAAUAGAUUAUUUAUUAUCCUCCUCUGAUUUGACUGGUGGCAAUAAUAAUAAUAAUUAUUAUAAAAACACUCGUCGUAUUUCCCAUUUAAUUGCAAUGGAUUAAUAACACUCGUACUAUUAUUUCUGAAUGUACAUUAUCUCAUAUUGAAUUUUAAUCCAAUAUCUAGUCGAUUCCACACAUGUAUAUAAAUGAAGGAAAGAAGUUGUGUGAGUAACUUGAUAUGAUUAUGAGCAAUAGUUUGUGCUCGAAACGUCAUCAGUAAAUAUUACUGUAUAACACUGUGAGACUCUAUCAAAAUAAAAAUUUACCCAUAAUGGAAUUACACUCUACCACAGUGCCCAAGUUUUAUUCUUAUACCAUGUAAUUAUAGGCCUAUCAAUAUAACACCUGUCAUAUCAAGGAUCAUGGAGAAAGUAAUCAAAGACCAAACGUCAGACUACUUUCUAAAACACAAACUCAUCAACCAGUCACAACACGGAUUCCUUAAGAAAAGAUCUUGCGUCACUUGCCAUAUAGACUUUUUCAACGAAGUCACCUAUAGAAGAGAUAGGAGAGAACUAGUAAUUAUCCUCUAUUUCGAUAUCAGGAAAGCCUUCGACAGAGUCCCACAUAGUCUGUUAGUCAGCAGGCUAUGCUCACUAGGGAUACGCAACCCCCUCCACAACUGGAUAAAAUCAUUUCUCAGUGACAGAAAUCAGACAACAAAAGCUGGCUCUAUAACCUCCAGGCCCUGACCAAUUAGCAGUGGUGUCAUCCAGGGGAGUGUAUUGGGCCCCCUUUUUUUCAUUAUAUACAUAAACAGUAUAUGUGAGUGCUUUAGUAUAGACAAGCCAAUAAUGUAUGCAGAUGACUUAAAGGUGACAUAUAAUUGCACAAAUACAGAUAUCGGUACAACUAUGAACUCCAUACAUGAAGAAUUAACAAAAAUGGAUAUGUGGUGCGACACCUGGAGACUUGAGUUUAAUGUCGAAAAGUGUGGCUGGCUCUGCAUAGGCUGUCCCAACCCAGAACUCGACCUAGCAAUUCAGGGCCACAAAAUCCCUAGACUCAAAUCUGUGCUAGACCUAGGACUGACAUAUUCACACAAUCUAUCAUUUUCUGAACAUAUCUCGAAACAAGUAUCGAAAUCACACAGGCUUAUUGGUUUCCUACUCAGGAACUUCUACAGAAGUGAAUCCAGAAUACUACUGUACAAGGUUUGUGUGCGCCCACUCCUAGACUAUUGUUCAUUCAUAUUUAGUAGUAUACGCAUAGAAGACAAACUAAAAGUAGAAGGAGUACAGAGGUACUUCACGCUAAAAGUACUCGGAACCGAAAACGGCACAAACUACUCCACCAGAUGUGAAAUUCUAGGACUAGAAACAUUAUGGUUAAGACGACUGCGACUAAAUCUGGUACUCUUCUAUAAACUACUUAACCACAUAGUGUAUACCCCUACUAAUUGUACUCGGUUUUCAGAAGACACUGGAUAUAACCUUAGACACACUAAAGGUACGGUGGCUACAGAACAAUGUAAAACAACCACCAGGCAAAACUUUUUCAUGAUUAGGUAUACCCAAAUAUGGAACAAACUACCUGAGGAAAUGCGACUAGCAAGCUCACUGGUGUCCUUUGAAAAAGCUCUUAAUGACACACUAAGUGGGUUUGCAAGUGAUACCAGUGCUAAUUCCCAUGUAGGAGCUUCAGAAAUUAUAGGCCCAUUUAAUGUAUGAACUUAGAGACUACACCUGCUGUUUCUUUUGCCUUUAUCUAUAAUUUCAGACAAAAAAGCAGCAGUCAUGAAAAUAACACCCAUACAAAUAAGAGUCGAUCGAAUUAU
Messenger RNA from Trichobilharzia szidati, 2089 nucleotides. NCBI's taxonomy places the organism in Eukaryota, Metazoa, Platyhelminthes, Trematoda, Strigeidida, Schistosomatidae. The record is from the annotation of a GenBank genome assembly.